GACUCAAGAGCCCACGUGCUGGUGCACGCCGCUGCGGACGCGCCGCUGGAGAAGACGCUGGCAGUCGCCGCCAUCAUGGACGGCACACCCUCCGGUGCCUUGCUGUCCCCGACCGUGCUGCUGCAGUAGGAGAGCGUGGUGCGCUCGAACCUCGGCCCUGACACUGACACCAGGGACUUGCUGGACUCGCCAACCGUGGCCUCCCUGGGCGAGCUGCUGGCCACCAAGACGCUGGUGGCUGCAGGAGACAAAGAGCGUGGUGAAGACGAUUUCCGUGGCCAUUGUAGGCACGCUGGACACCGAGGGCGAGCUGCUGGAGACCAAGGACGUGCUGGACCCGAAGACCAUGGCCCCGUGGACGAGCUGCCGAAGCCCAAGGGCGUGCAGGGCCCGACGACCGUGGCCGAGCUGCUGGACCCGAAGACCAUGGCCCCCGUGGACGAGCUACCGAAGGCCAAGGGCACGGUCAAGCUGCUGUACACCAAGUGCGUGAAGCGCGGGACGCCCGUGGCCGAGCUGUGGUACAUCUGCGUGUAGGUAAAUAUAGCAAUUCCAUUUCU
Phytophthora sojae is the source of this 560-nucleotide messenger RNA. RefSeq lists its product as hypothetical. The annotation marks the transcript as partial. The record is from RefSeq and is a predicted model, not a curated record. The transcript is spliced from 2 exons. NCBI's taxonomy places the organism in Eukaryota, Oomycota, Peronosporomycetes, Peronosporales, Peronosporaceae.